Gossypium raimondii (Peruvian cotton) is the source of this 393-nucleotide messenger RNA. RefSeq lists its product as hypothetical. The record is from RefSeq and is a predicted model, not a curated record. Lineage: Eukaryota; Viridiplantae; Streptophyta; Magnoliopsida; Malvales; Malvaceae. The transcript has a single exon. Bases 1 to 393 code for a protein of 130 amino acids.
AUGGUCCAUCAUAUUAGAAGUAGAGGUGACUCCAUCUUGGAUUCAUUCUCUUUAACUCCUCUGCCUUAUCCUGUUCUGCUAAUCCUUUCUCUCACAUCUGUAUUUCUCGGAAAAUCAAGUUACCUUAACUACGAAUCGGCUGUGGAAUCUGCCGACCAGCAAAUGAGUUGGGUACUUUUCGCCACACCAGUCGUGUUAAUACUCUUGGCACGAUGGCUCUCCUCUAUGGAAGUCUCUGGUAUGCUGUUUGGGUUAUCACCCUGGGAACGUAUCCGCCGGACUCACCAUCACCCUUCUGAAGGUACCUCACCCUGGGCGGUGGCUGCUUUCAUUGUGUUGCUGUUAGUCCUGUUGCAGUACCAGUCCAUUUUUCGUGAGAGCUGGCUGGUAUGA